GACAUAGAAUGGGGGAUCGGUGAGUGCAUCGUAUAUAAGUGACUAUACCGCGUUGUACCUGGUCCAGACCAGUUCGAGUUCAUCAUCGACAUGAGACACUACGCGACAUUUGCGAUUCUCGCCCUCUCCGCCCUGGCGCUGGCCGAGGCGGCUGUUUACAUAGGUGGCGGAUGCUACGAUUGUAAUCCGCCUGGAGGCCAGGGUCCUGGAGUCUACACAGGAGUCAACGGUGGAGGCGGGGGUGGCAACUAUUACGGAGGAGGCGUCCCACGUGGAGGUGGCGGUGGACGAGGAGGCGGCGGUGGUGGGCGUCCAGUCUACACAGGCAACUUCGGACCUGGAUACAGUAAUGGAGGUGGACGCAACGUAGGCACAUCGUACGGAGGAGGCGGUGGUUAUGAUAACGAUGAUCGUGACUUUACGCAGGUUAUAAGUGGAUAAGUAAACAGUCUGUAAACUUUUGCGACUCUUUAGUCCGCAAAUGAGCAAGGUCUGCUGAUGUUAGGUUUUGUGUUUAUGUAGAAUAAAAUAAAAAUAAAUGGCUUCUGCACGUGUUCAAAAA
Drosophila ananassae is the source of this 562-nucleotide messenger RNA. RefSeq names its product glycine-rich cell wall structural protein 1.0 (gene BomT3). The coding region runs from base 91 to 441 and encodes 116 amino acids. NCBI's taxonomy places the organism in Eukaryota, Metazoa, Arthropoda, Insecta, Diptera, Drosophilidae. The record is from RefSeq and is a predicted model, not a curated record. The transcript has 2 exons.